This is a messenger RNA of Danaus chrysippus (African queen), 1527 nucleotides long. NCBI's taxonomy places the organism in Eukaryota, Metazoa, Arthropoda, Insecta, Lepidoptera, Nymphalidae. The record is from the annotation of a GenBank genome assembly.
AUGACCAAGGGCCCUCGGAAAGUGAAGCUAGUCAUAGUAGUCAACAAUAAAAAGGAUCCGCCCACAUUCAAAACCUUAACGCCCACGUCCCGUACGCAGCUUAAACAACAGUUGAUGAGAGAGCAUGCACAGGAGCAACUGCGAAGGGAAUCAUUGCAGACACAGCAGGGUGGUCAGUCCAAAGAACAUGAGGACAAGAAGAAGUCUUUACCGACGGAGGUGCCACGCGUCGCGCCACACCUGGAAUUACCACCACAGGUUUUACAGGUGCGAACAGUUCUGGAGAAUCCCACCAGGUAUCACGUGAUCCAGAAGCAGAAGAACCAGGUGCGGCAGUACCUGAGCGAGUCAUUCACACCACAACCACAGGUAUCGUCUGUUCGUGGGGCGGUGCAGAGCGCCCCGGAGUUGAGGUCUUCAUCACCAGAACGUGGGACUGUUCUCAGUCCAGGAAUAUGCUCGGCGGGGAACUCAGAAACCGAUGAGUUUCUGGAUGAUAUUCUAUCCCUGGACAGCGGGGCGGGUCCCCUGUCAUCAUCGGAGCCCCCCUCGACGGCCAGCUCGGUGGCCGGGGACUGCGCCCUCUCAGACGCUGACAUGCACGCGCUCGCUAAGGAUAGACAGAAGAAAGACAAUCAUAAUAUGAUCGAACGCCGUCGUCGUUUCAACAUAAACGACAGAAUCAAAGAGCUGGGCACCUUACUGCCCAAGACGAACGAUCCCUUCUACGAGGUGAUAAGGGACGUGCGACCCAACAAGGGCACUAUACUCAAGAGCAGCGUGGACUACAUCAAGUGUUUGAGAGACGAGGUGGAGCGACUCAAACAAGGCGAACAGAGGAGGAGACAGAUCGAGCUGCACAACAGGAAACUGAUGCUCAGGAUACAGGAGUUAGAGCGUCUGGCGCGCGUUCAUGGACUUCCAGUGAACGAAAGCUGGUCAGCAUCACAAGAAGACUCCGGAGUUGAAGCGUCUCCGGAGUGUUACACUGAGAAGAAUAAUGUGCAUCAAGAGCCUCCUCCUGUCCAACCCAAGAGUGAACCGGCGCCGAUGGAACUGUCUGAUGGGAGAGACGCGCUGGCAGCGCUUACAGCGCUUGAUGGUUUAAAGCUUGGUUCCUGUUCCCCCCUGGACCGUGGACCGUCUCUAUCCCUGGACUGUUUGGAACCAGACCUCUGUCUGGACACACCUGGAGACCUCUUCCACAAAGAUAUUAAGCAGAUGCGCCUGUCUCCUACAGCCGGUCUCCUGGACGAUGAAGCGGUCAUGAACCUGGCGCAGAUAGAAGACUUGAUGGAUGACGACUCACACAACCCCGUCACACAAGGUGACCCUAUGCUAUGUUCGUCUCCGAGCGCGAUGGGUCCCGCAGGAGACUCAUCCUGCGCGAUGCUGCACAUAGACCUCGCGCUGCACAACACAGACUACGGCUCACGGUCCCUCCUGUCCGAGUUGAGUGAGGGGCUUCCUCUGUUGAUGGGUGCUCAGCCCUCCCGCGCCUGCUUCGACAUGGAUUUAGGGGCGUAG